CUCAGUGUCAGUCGACGUGAUAUAAGAACGGCCUCCUCGCGGCUCGCGCUGGCUUCAGCCGGUCUCAUCACUCCCUUCUGUUUCUCCAGGUUCUGCAGCAACCGAGAAAUACUACUACCAUGAUCCUCCGUCGUCUCCUAGGGCUGGCCUUGGCCGCCGCCCCUCUCGCCUCCGCCGUUGAGCUCACCGGCUAUGAAUACAUCGUCGUUGGCUCCGGUGCCGGUGGCGGUCCCCUCGCCGCCCGCUUGGCCAUGGCCGGCCACAAGACCCUCCUGAUCGAGGCCGGCGACGACCAGGGCAACAACGUCAACGUCACAGUCCCGGCCUACAACGCCCGGUCUACCGAGGACGAGAAGAUGUCCUGGGACUUUUACGUCCGCCACUACCCCGACGACGACCGUCAGGCUCGUGACUGGAAGACCAGCUACCGGCUACCGGACGGCAGCAUCUACACUGGCUUGUCCCCGCCCGAGGGCGCCGAGAUGCUCGGCACACUCUAUCCCCGCGCCGGCGUCCUCGGCGGUUGCACCGCCCACAACGCCCUGAUCGCCGUCUACCCCCACCAGUCCGACUUCCAGUACCUCGCCGACCUGACCGGCGACCAAGGCUGGUCGCCCGAGAACAUGCGCAAGCACUUCGUCUCCAUGGAGGACAAGAACUACGUCAACGGUCUCUACUCCGGCCACGGCCGGGACGGCUGGCUCUCCACCGAAGUUACCCCCUUAACCAUCCCGCUCAAGGACCCGCAACUUUUGUCUUUAACCCUCGGCGGCGCCUUCGCCCUCGGCAACAUCACCCAAUCGCCCAUCAACCUCGCCACCGUCCUAGCGGCUGACCUCAACGCCGACACCCUCGCCCGCGACAAGACGCCGGCCUACUACGAGGUUCCCAUCAGCAGCAGGAACGGCGCCCGCUCCGGCAGUCGUGACUUCGUCGUCGCCGUGCGCGACGCCCGCAACCCCGACGGCAGCAAGAAGUACCCGCUCGACGUGCGCCUGAACUGCCACGUCACCAAGAUCACCUUCAACACCACUUCUGGGUCUGAACCAGUAGCCACAGGCGUCGAAUUCCUCGACGGCGCGCACCUCUACCGCGCUUCUCCCCUUUCUCCCAACCGCGCCUCCCAAAUCCGCCCCAACGGCACGCCCGGCUCCGCCAAGGCCUCACGCGAAGUCAUCAUCUCCGGCGGCACCUACAACUCGCCUCAGAUCCUCAAGCUCUCCGGCAUCGGCCCCCGCGUCGAGUUAUCCCGCUUCGGCAUCCCCGUUUUGGUGGAUCUGCCCGGUGUCGGCGGCAACUUACAAGACCACUACGAAAUCGGCGUCAACGUCAAGGUCCCGAAUAACUGGGCUGCGCUCAAGGGUUGCACAUUCCAGCUGUACGGCAACACGUCCGAUCCGUGCUUGGAUCGGUGGUUGAACCCUAAUGUGCUGGGCGAUCGCGGGACUUAUGCCUCCUCCGGUCUAGCAGUUGCCAUGUUGUAUAAGUCGAGCGUGACGACAGACGAUAGCUACGACGUGUUUACUUUUGGCGGACCGGUGAAUUUUGCCGGUUAUUACCCCGGUUAUAGCGUGGAUAUCACGGCUGAGCACGACUGGUGGACGUGGGCUGUGCUGAAGGCGCAUCCGCGCAACAGGGCUGGUAGCGUCACGCUUAGGUCGUCCGACCCGUUGGACACGCCGAGUAUUGUCUACAACUACUUUGAUUUCGGGUCGGGCGAUUACCAGGCCGAUUUGACGGCGAUGCGCGAAGCGAUCGGCUUGGCCCGCGACGCGCUGAAGAGGCAGGCCGUUAGGACGCAGGAGGUCAGGCCCGGCGCGGAUAAGCAGAGCGAUGGGGAGAUUGAGCAGUAUAUCAAGGAUGGAGCGUGGGGUCAUCAUGCAAGUUCCACGUGCCCGAUUGGGCCCGAUGGGGAUCCGAUGGCGGUGUUGGAUAGUAAGUUUAGGGUGAGGGGAGUCAAGGGACUGAGGGUCGUGGAUGCGAGUGUGUAUCCGAGGAUUCCGGGGACGUUUACGGCGGUUAGUACGUACUUGGCGGCGGAGAAGGCGGCGUUUGAUAUUUUGGAGGGGUUGAAGAAGAACUGAUGACUUGACUUGGAGUUUGGGGUGGUGGUUACUGGGCUUAGGGAGGGAUUAGCAUGCGUUUGCAAUCAUGGUAUAAUCACUUGAACUUCUUUAUGAGAACU
This is a messenger RNA of Neurospora tetraspora, 2185 nucleotides long. RefSeq lists its product as uncharacterized. Gene Ontology annotation, molecular function: oxidoreductase activity, acting on CH-OH group of donors; flavin adenine dinucleotide binding. NCBI's taxonomy places the organism in Eukaryota, Fungi, Ascomycota, Sordariomycetes, Sordariales, Sordariaceae. The record is from RefSeq and is a predicted model, not a curated record. The transcript has a single exon. The coding region runs from base 120 to 2084 and encodes 654 amino acids.